CUGAAGUGUGUGUGUGUGUGUGUCUCAGGCUGGCCAAUCAGAGGCUGCUGGCGGGUCAGUCUCAGGUGGAGGAGCUGCAGAAAUCUCUUCAGGAACACGGAUCCAAAGCUGAUGAUACGGUCUUGAUGAAGAGGAAGUGUCAGGAACAUCUAGAGAAACUACGGGACGCCACUAACGAGCUUCAGACGAAGAGCUCCGAGAUCGAAGAGCUGGAGAACAAACACAGUUCCAGCGCUCAGAGGAUUGAAGAUCUGGAGGACGCGCUGAAGAAGAAAGAUGAAGAUAUGAAGCAGAUGGAGGAGAGAUACAAGAAAUACCUGGAGAAGGCCAAGAGUGUCAUCCGUACGCUGGACCCCAAACAGAAUCAAGGUUCUGCUCCUGAAGUUCAAGCCCUGAAGAACCAGUUGCAGGAGCGCGAGAGGAUGCUGCACUCACUCGAGAAGGAGUAUGACAAGACAAAGUCUCAGAGAGACCAGGAGGAGAAACUCAUCGUGUCUGCCUGGUACAACAUGGGAAUGGCUCUGCAGAAGAAGGCGGCUGAGGACCGGUUGGCCGGCACCGGGUCGGGACAGUCGUUCCUGGCCCGGCAGAGACAGGCCACCAGCACCAGACGAGCCUAUCCGGGUCACGUCCAGCCCACGGCAGCCAGUGAUGUUAAAGCAUGAGCGGCAGGGGCGGGGCUGCAUGACAUCAGGGGGCGGGGCUUGUAUGAUUGACAGUUUAACCCAUCGCUGCACAUUAACUAACCCAUCAGCACCUGUGUGCUAUCCCAGAAUGCUCUGGUCAGAAGUGGGCGGGGACAGCGCGUACUGGUAAAGACGGAUGAACUCCAUCAUCAAGCCCUGAUGUUCCUCACGCCUGUUUAGAUGCAUCGAUCAUUGUUCCAGUAUCUCCUGUAGUGUAUGAUCCGUAUGAGCGAGUGAGCUGGUGUUUCCAGCGGUAUCGGUGUGUGUGUGACGGAGAUGAGCGUAUCUG
Molecule: messenger RNA, 975 nt
Organism: Rhinichthys klamathensis goyatoka
Lineage: Eukaryota; Metazoa; Chordata; Actinopteri; Cypriniformes; Leuciscidae
Product: protein Hook homolog 3-like
Exons: 9
Coding region: 126-665 (179 amino acids)
Biological process (GO): cytoplasmic microtubule organization; vesicle-mediated transport; cytoskeleton-dependent intracellular transport
Cellular component (GO): cytoplasm; centrosome; membrane
Molecular function (GO): dynein light intermediate chain binding; microtubule binding
Source: RefSeq, a predicted model, not a curated record